AUGGCUGCAAAGGGAUAUGCAAUAGGCGUCUUCAUUAACAUUGAGGGGGCUUUUGAUAGCACCUCAAACACGUCGACUAAAGACGCCAUGAACAGAUCCAACAUUCCAGAAACAUUGAUUGACUGGACACAAAACAUGCUGAAGAGCAGAAGACUGAUUGUUAAUCAUGGCAAUAGCUCAGUUGAGGGGAGGUCGGCGGCGGGCUGCCCGCAGGGGGGAGUACUCUCACCCUUGCUGUGGUGCCUGGUGGUGGAUGAACUCCUCACUGAACUGAAGAAAUCAGGCUUCGAAAUCUACGGAUAUGCGGACGACGUGGCCAUAAUUAGGGACCCCAAAUUGAGCUGGAAACCACACCUCGAGGAAAACAGGAAGAAAUUCUACACCUCUAUGUGGGCUUGUAGAAUAGCCAUGAGAAAGAACUGGGGACUAAACCUCAGGACAGCCUUAUGGCUAUACAAGAUGGGAGGAUUCCUGAGGGCUGCAACAGGAGCUAUGAAAACUACACCAACUGAGGCGCUACAAGUGGCACUCAGUAUUCCGUCCCUAAACCAGGUGAUUAAAUACAUAGCCAGGCAAACAGCAUACAAACUAAAAUAUCAAGGUGAGUGGAAGGAAACCAGGACUGGACACACCAGACUGGGACUUUCCGAUAAACAUCCUUUCAACUUAAAACAAGACAGGAUCCCCAGAAGAUACCAGUUUAUGAAGACUUUUAAAGUUCAAAUACCGACUAGGGAGGACUGGAGAAAACCUAACUUCAAAACCAAUCCAAACGUAGACAUUUGGUUCACAGAUGGAUCGGGAGCAAAUGGACGAUAUGGGGCAGGCAUAUAUGGGCCCAAUAUAAACCAUGAGGGGAAAAGCAGAAAACAAAUACACAUUUACACAGAUAGCAGAGCAGCUAUCGAAGCACUUGUAAGAACCACCACAGCAUUAUCUGUGGUAAGGGACUGUAUGCAAGCACUCACAACACUAGGGGGUAUACCUGGAAAUGAGAGAGCGGACGAACUGGCAAGGCUGAGCACUGAAAAGGUUCCGACUGAACAGAUCGUCGGUGUCCCAUUUUCAGCAGGAACAAAAAUGAUCAAAGAGUGGCUUGAACGUGAGCACUCGAGCUCCUGGAAGAGGGCUGUAAACGAGCCAAACAAUUCAUGA
Messenger RNA from Cyphomyrmex costatus, 1155 nucleotides. RefSeq lists its product as uncharacterized. Bases 1 to 1155 code for a protein of 384 amino acids. Lineage: Eukaryota; Metazoa; Arthropoda; Insecta; Hymenoptera; Formicidae. The record is from RefSeq and is a predicted model, not a curated record. The transcript is spliced from 5 exons.